Leopardus geoffroyi (Geoffroy's cat) is the source of this 2421-nucleotide messenger RNA. RefSeq names its product olfactory receptor 2A12-like. The record is from RefSeq and is a predicted model, not a curated record. Gene Ontology annotation, cellular component: membrane. NCBI's taxonomy places the organism in Eukaryota, Metazoa, Chordata, Mammalia, Carnivora, Felidae. Gene Ontology annotation, biological process: G protein-coupled receptor signaling pathway. Gene Ontology annotation, molecular function: G protein-coupled receptor activity; olfactory receptor activity.
UUCUUCUUCACAGAUCUCCUGAGAGUAGUGGCAGUGGCCCAAGAGCAGGUAAAAUAGACAGUCAUUGUGUCUAAUCAUAACUGGACACUGACCACUACUACCACAACCCCAUCAGUAACUCUCACCUUGGUGCAUAGCUUAGCUAGUUCUCUGUCUGAAUUGGUUCCUUUCUUUUUCAUUUAGAAGUAGAACAUGAUGCAGGAGACUAACCAGUCCUUUGUGGCUGAAUUCAUCCUUCUGGGCUUCUCCUUCAACCCCAGCACCACUCCUCUGCUCUUCUCAGCCUUCCUGAUCACCUACCUGCUGAUUAUCCUGGGAAAUGGCUUAAUCACCAUCCUCAUCUGCCUGGAUUCACACCUCCACACACCCAUGUACUUCUUUAUUGGCAUCCUUUCCAUAUUGGAUGUGGGCUAUACCACUACAACUGUGCCUCAGAUGUUGGCACAUCUAGCCAGCCAGAAGAAGACCAUCUCUUUUGCCAGCUGUGUGGCCCAAAUGUACAUUUUCUUGGUGCUAGGCAUCAUGGAGUCAUGGCUCUUUGCCAUCAUGUCUAUAGACAGGUAUGUGGCCAUCUGCCACCCACUCAGGUACAAGGUCAUCAUGAGCCCAUGGUUAUGUGGAGUAAUGGUCAUUUUCUGUGGACUCUGGGGUGUCAUUUCUGCUCUUGUCUACACUGUUUUUGCCAUGCGUCUGCCAUACUGUGGCUCCAACAAGAUCAACCACUUCUUCUGUGAAGUUCCUGCAGUCUUAAAGCUGGCUUGCGCAGACACCUCAGUCAAUGACCGGGUAGACUUCAUUCUUGGCUUUACUGUCAUCCUGGUCCCACUCUCCCUCAUUCUUGUCAUUUAUGUCAACAUCUUCAGCAUCUUGAGGAUCCGUUCAGCCCAGGGGCGACUGAAGGCCUUCUCCACUUGUGCCUCCCACAUCACUGUGGUCACUAUGUUCUGCGUGCCAGCCAUGGUUAUGUACAUGAAGCCUGGCUCUGAGGCUUCCCUGGAAGAGGACAAGAAGUUGGCCCUGUUCUACAAUGUUAUCUCUGCUUUCCUCAACCCCAUCAUCUACAGCCUCCGGAACAAGGACAUACAGAGGGCUUUCCUCAAGGUGACAGGCUGGGGCAGGGCCUUCCAGGGAAGGACAGCUGGGGAACAGAGAAGCAAGACUCAUGAUGCACAGCCAAUGCCCUAAACAUUCAUUUGCAUGACCCAGCAACACCAGGACACACACAGCCCUGGCCCCAAAUCUCAACUCUCUAUAGCUGGUGGCAGACAGCCCAUGAUUUAACUGACAGACUAGUCACUGUGACAUAUCUUCCAGAUACAUCAGUCUUUCAGCUUCCUUUUGUUUUAAAGUCUCAACAGGUAACAAAAGAAGGGGCAUCCUAAGCCAUUAAAAUCUAUUAUCAAGACAAAAGGAAUAAGCUUUGGGGUAUGCCCUGUGGCUGAAUCUUGAGAAAGUUUCAUUACCCUACAGAAACUGCACACAAGGUGUUAGGUUAGCUGGAGGGAAGGGCAAAGGCACUGACAUUGGAGGUUUCCUGGCCCUGGAAGGAAGAAUAAAGUAAAUGUCAUUGCAGUGACUUGGGGGUGGGGUGUACUUGUUUUGGACAUGCAGAUUGGAAACAAGCUGGGAUCCCUGGAGGCUAACUGCAUUUGGUCCCAAUGACCUCCCCCUGAGACUUAUUUCAGGUCUCUCUGUUCCUCUUUCCCUCUUUACAAGUCAACUGGACUUCUGUCUUUGCCAUUUCAGGGCUCCACAUAUGCUCUUUUUUCUCUCCUCACCCUUAACUCCACCCUACCUCCAUCCUAUCCCGUUAUGCUAUUAUCUCCUGUUCAUCCAUCAGAUCUUGGCUUAAACUGCGGCUCCUCAAAGAAGUCUUUUAUUGAGCUCCCAGAGUGAGCGUUCCAAAGCACCCAGUACCUCUCUUUCAUAACAAAGGCAUGCGGUUCAACAUAUGAAUUCUCUGCCGGAUAGCAACUUCCAUGAGGCAGGACCAUGAGUAUUCAGUUGAUCCCUAGGAUCUAGUCCCAUGCUACCCACAUACUGGCCUUCAACAGGUAUUUUUUGAAUGAAGGAAUAGACACUUCACAGGAAAAGCCAGAGAGGGAAGACAAAACCAGUAAGUGGUAGAGUUAUUGAAUUAGGACUAGCAAAAUGUAGGAAAUAGUGGCAGGUACAAAAAGGAGAGGAUAUGAAAAGGAGUAAUGUUGUUCAGCUACAAUCAUAUGGAAAAAAGUUUGCUUUCAUUAUUAAUAAACAUGGAUUGAAUAAGUGGGAUAUCAUUUUCCACCUAUCAAACUAGCAAAAUAAGAAAAAUGGUGAUACUCAAUUCUGGGAAGGACAUGCACACUCAUUGCUGAAAAGAUUAUCCUUGGUUCUACCCUUCUAGAACAGUGCCUUCUACAUAGUAGGUACUCAAUAAAU